Molecule: messenger RNA, 1149 nt
Organism: Colossoma macropomum (tambaqui)
Lineage: Eukaryota; Metazoa; Chordata; Actinopteri; Characiformes; Serrasalmidae
Exons: 7
Coding region: 54-650 (198 amino acids)
Biological process (GO): vesicle-mediated transport; protein secretion
Cellular component (GO): Golgi membrane
Source: RefSeq, a predicted model, not a curated record
AGAUCUACUGAUGCCUUUUGUUUACAUACACGUCACCAGGAAGUUCAUCCAAAAUGUUGGGACAGGACUCCCAGGCUGAUGUCCCUCUUUUUGAUGAGGAUGAGAAUGACAGCAAGAACAAGACAAAAAUCCAACAUCCUUUGGCCUCUUUCUUCCACCUGUUCUUUCGCAUAAGUGCCGUCCUUGUCUACUUGUUGUGUGAGUUUAUCAGCAGUAGCUUCAUUGCCUGUAUGGUCACCAUAAUUCUACUGCUGUCAUGUGACUUCUGGACAGUCAAGAAUGUCACUGGACGGCUGCUGGUGGGACUGAGGUGGUGGAAUCAAGUUGAUGAGAAAGGGAAGAGUCACUGGGUGUUUGAGUCCAGAAAGGCAAACAGCAAAAAGGUUGUCUCAAGUUCAGAGUCACGGAUUUUCUGGCUUGGUCUUAUUGUGUGUCCAAUCUUAUGGGUUGUCUUUGUGUUCUCUACUCUCAUUUCCUUCAAAAUCAAGUGGCUGGCAGUGGUGAUUAUGGGAGUUGUAUUACAGUGGGCUAAUCUCUAUGGGUAUGUUCGAUGCAAAGUUGGAGCUGGAACCAACCUGAGGAACAUGGCAACCAACUAUCUUGGCCUUCAGCUUUUUAAGCAGGCUAUGAACAAAUCACAAGGACCCUAAUGUGCCUACAAUUGACAGUGUUGGUGCUGCUAAUGUUAACUAAUGUAACUUUUUUUUGGCAUUCAGAGGGAAGCUCAACUGUACCUUCUUUUAAUUUUAUUUUCAUUUCAUUUUCAUUCUCAAACCAAGUGAAUGUGGAUAAGUUAUUUUGGCUUUUUUAUUUUAUUAAAUCAGUAGAGUAAACAGAUUUCUCAAGUUUAUUUUCCAAUCCCAUUUGAAUAUAGUGGGAUAAAAAUUACAGCAAUAUGUUGUCCAGAAUAUAAGUAGAAUAUAUAGUUAUAUAUUUUAAAUAUGUAUUUAAAAACUACAUUUUGUACAUUUCAUUAAUCAUAACAAUAAUCCUAUUCUGCUUCUUGACUGUUAGUGAAACUGCACUUUUUAGUAACCUAUGACUUCUGUAAUAAUUCCAUAUACAUUCCUGAAGGAUGCAUGAGAGAAGCAUUAUAAAAAUAUGGGACUAGUUCUUUUGGCUGGUGUUUGUAAUAAAACAUCUAAAGAA